AUGGCGUUCUGUGGCAAAAUGUUCGUUAAUCUGGUUAUAAUAGUAUUUUUGGGUUUUCAUGUCUCUGGAGACCCGAUUGCUGACACCAAAUACGGACAGGUACGAGGAGUCUACUCAGAUACCGGUCAGGAAGGACUGAAAGUGACGUAUUUUCGUGGAAUAAAGUAUACCGAACCAAUGGUAGGAGACUUGCGUUUCGAAUUGCCAGUUGAGAUCAAACCAUGGUCGCCCGAAAUCUAUGACGCCACAGUGUUUGGUCCAUCUUGUCCUCAAUAUUUUACAAUACCCGAAUGGAUGGCGAAGGCACUUCCGAAUUACGACAUAUCUGAAGACUGUCUUCUCUUGAAUAUCUACGUACCUGGCCAUACCCUACAGCCAGCAAACACGUAUCCAGUUAUGGUAUGGAUUCACGGUGGAGGGUUCGAUAUCGGACAAGGUAUGCUGUAUGAGAGCACGUUUCUGGCUGGAGCGCACGGCGUUAUUGUCGUAACCAUCAAUUACCGCCUUGGGGCUUUCGGCUGGCUGAGCACCGGUGACGAACAUUCUCCAGGCAAUUUUGGCCUCCAUGACCAAAUUAUGUCACUACAAUGGGUUCAAGAAAAUAUUGCCAAUUUUGGUGGUGACCCUACUCAGGUGACAAUCUUUGGCGAAUCGGCUGGGGGCAUCAGUACCGGUAUUUUAGCCCAUUCCCCGAAAGCUGCUAAUUUAUUUCAUCGCGUCAUCUCCCAGAGUGGUGUGUUUCACCCAGGGUUCAUCAUACCAAUUGAACGAGCAACAGAUUUUGCUUAUAACGUUGGAUACACUGCCAACUGUAACACAACAGAGAACCCCGAUCUGACCGACCAUUACCUACUAAUUGAGUGUCUGCGUAAUUUGACCUGGGAAGAGUUAUUCCCACCAGAAACCAACACAUAUCACUACUAUUUUGACCACCGUCCAAGUUUCUAUAAAGGUCCUGAUUACAUUGACGGUGCUGCGCACGCCACUGAAAUACCGUUCACAUUUGGGCACCUCAUGAUGACGGGUAUCGGCCCAUUUGAAAACAUGACUGCGCCCGCGGAUGAAAAACAGCUCAGUUUAGACAUGUCCAGAUACUGGACAAAUUUUGCUAAGUCAGGAGAUCCCAACCUUCCUGUUGCCGUGCCAGUCCAAUGGCCACUGUAUGAUAAUACUCUCUAUACCUACAUGCGAUUUGAACCGAAUAUGACCAUAGAUAACGUGAGAGAAAAUCUACGAGCUGAUGGUACUGCAUUUUGGAACGAAUAUGUUCCCAUUCUACUGAAUCUGACGUGUCCCCCGACUACUCCUUGCUCACAAAGUACGAGCUCUGGUGCCAAGAUAUCAUUCAAUCAGUCCGAGGAGGACGCGGAGGUAGAUGUCCCCGUCAAUGGUCUGUUGAUUGCCUGUGUUUGUUUAUUAGUUGUUGGUAUCGCUUUGGCAGUGGCCUUAGUGGUGGUUGUUAAGAGAAAACCUAGACGCCGAUCUGACGAUCAAAUUCAGCUUCAUCCAAACAACAAAAACAGUUCUUUCUAG
Molecule: messenger RNA, 1533 nt
Organism: Saccoglossus kowalevskii
Lineage: Eukaryota; Metazoa; Hemichordata; Enteropneusta; Harrimaniidae
Product: carboxylesterase 1C-like
Source: RefSeq, a predicted model, not a curated record